Molecule: messenger RNA, 1332 nt
Organism: Acanthosepion pharaonis
Lineage: Eukaryota; Metazoa; Mollusca; Cephalopoda; Sepiida; Sepiidae
Source: the annotation of a GenBank genome assembly
AUGUUAUUUGCUAAAAUGGUCUUCUUCUUCUUCUUCUUCUUCUUCUUCUUCUUCUUCUUCUUCUUCUUCUUCUUCUUCUUCUCCUCCUCCUCCUCCUCCUCCUCAUCAUCAUCAUCAUCAUCAUCAUCAUCACAACCACCAUCAUCAUCAUCAUUAUUAUUAUUACUUCCUUUGAUUUCCGUUCUGGGUUACAUAAGUCCGGUGAGCAUUCUAAUAUCUAUCUAUCUAUCUAUCUAUCUAUCUAUCUAUCUAUCUAUCUAUCUAUCUAUUUCCUAUUCUAUUCAUCUUAUUCCUUCAUAUUCCAUAUUGUUCAUAUGUCUCUUCUGGUUUAUCUAUCUAUCUAUCUAUCUAUCUAUGUAUUCCAUAUUGUUCAUAUCUAUCUUCUUUAUCUAUCUAUCUAUAUAUCUAUCUAUCUAUCUAUCUAUCUAUAUAUAUAUAUAUAUAUAUAUCUUCUACUUCAUCUAUCUAUCUAUAUAUAUAUAUAUCUUCUACUUCAUCUAUCUAUCUAUCUAUGUAUUCCAUAUUGUUCAUAUGUCUCUUCAGGUUUAUCUAUCUAUCUAUCUAUCUAUCUAUCUAUCUAUCUAUCUAUCUAUCUAUCUAUGUAUUCCAUAUUGUUCAUAUGUCUCUUCAGGUUUAUCUAUCUAUCUAUCUAUCUAUGUAUUCCAUAUUGUUCAUAUGUCUCUUCAGGUUUAUCUAUCUAUCUAUGUAUUCCAUAUUGUUCAUAUGUCUCUUCAGGUUUAUCUAUCUAUCUAUCUAUCUAUCUAUGUAUUCCAUAUUGUUCAUAUGUCUCUUCAGGUUUAUCUAUCUAUCUAUCUAUCUAUCUAUGUAUUCCAUAUUGUUCAUAUGUCUCUUCAGGUUUAUCUAUCUAUCUAUCUAUCUAUGUAUUCCAUAUUGUUCAUAUGUCUCUUCAGGUUUAUCUAUCUAUCUAUAUCUUCUACUUCAUCUAUCUAUCUAUCUAUCUAUCUUAGUUCCUUCAUUAUCUAUCUAUAUUGUUCAUAUGUCUCUUCUGAUCUAUCUAUCUAUCUAUCUGUCUAUCUAUCUAUCUCUAUCUAUCUAUCUGUCUUUCUUUUUUUUCUUUCUUCUUCUUUUUCUCUGUUUAUUAUUAUUAUUAUUUUUAUUAUUAAUAAUAAUAAUAAUAAUUUCUUCUCUAUUAAAUGUUUUCUUGUUAACUUUCUUCUUUUAUUCCGUUUUCGCCUUCCUUCUUCUCUAAUCCCCCUCCUCCUCCUUCUUUUUCUUCUUCUUCUUCUUUUUCUUCUUCUUCUUCUUCUUCUUCUUCUUUUUUCUUUGUGUCCGUCUUCGUUUUUUCUAUUUCUUUUUCCGCCUCUUCUUUGA